Messenger RNA from Spirometra erinaceieuropaei, 17090 nucleotides. The record is from the annotation of a GenBank genome assembly. Lineage: Eukaryota; Metazoa; Platyhelminthes; Cestoda; Diphyllobothriidea; Diphyllobothriidae.
AUGUCCUCUACAAAGAAAGCAGACCAUGACGGCGAUUCAGCCGUCUCCUUCUAUGAGACUGAGGAUGAGCGAAAAGCACAGAAGGAGAAAAAGGGUGGUUGUGUGGGCUGUCUGCGCGACAAUAUUUUCGUGAUUUUCAUCCUACUUGGAGUAGUUGUGGGAUUUGGUGUCGGUUUUGGCGUGAGAGAGCUGAAACCCUCUGCUGAGGCAAUUGUAUGGAUCGGUAAGAUUUUCCUCCAUUUGGUCAUUCCCCACCACCUAAUCAUACCCGUUUUAAACUCCAUGAAUAAACUCAAUUAUUGUAUUCCACUAAAAAAACAAACAGCAUUUUGCUCUUCCUAUGCAUUAUAAGACCUUUAUUUGAACCUACAGUUUUUCUGUUUUCAAUGGACCGAGAAGCCGAUACUUAUGCUAGAAUAGACGGAAAAAUAAUGCAUUUUUCAAAACAAUGUCAACCGCUUUUUGCCUACUUGUUAUCCUAAUUUAACGUGAGUUGCACCAAAAGCUGCAUCACUGUACUCGAACACAUUAUCGUUACCGGAUUUGCGAAACACACCUAAGCAGAGGCAAUUUUGACUGCAGGCGAUUGAGCGCUUUUCUAUAACAAAGUUGUUAGAGAUAGCUUCUAUUGUAGCAACUACUAACGCAUACGUUAGUGACUCAAAAUUCAUCUGAGUUUGAAACAAAACAAUCAGAAAUACGGAUGUGCCUCCUACUUUUUUUAAAAUCGGUCAUAAAUUUCUGCUUUAUGUUUAGCGAUGCCGGGCAACAUUUUCAUCAGACUUCUUGAGUUAACCAUCCUACCUCUUAUCGCUUCCAACCUCAUUGUCGGUAAGUUACCUUUUUAAGGAGAUCUGAGUUUUGCGUCUUCUUUAUCCUUCUUUAUUUGAAUCUGAUGGACGCCUUCUACUGAAUUUAGGGAGAAAAAUAUUGCACUGUGGUCAGCCUCCGCCCAAGGAUGUCGGCGAAAAUGUUUAUAUUAUUUGCUAUGUGAUAAUCAUGUUCCGCAUCCAGAUCACUGUUCGCUGAAUGACGGAAGAUCUUUUGUAAUUAAUAAUCGUCAGGUUGUCUUGCACUUGGACUCGCAUUUAGUAAUCAUAUUCAAAACUAGAGCAGUCGAUUUGAGCUAAGGAUAAUGGUGAUUCGGUCUCGUCAUAUCAGACAACGAACCAGUAACAACGGAAUCCUUGUUCGAGCUCGUCUUACUGAUCCUUCAUUAACUUCUGCUCAUACCGAGCUUUUAGUACUGGGCAGUACAAAUGGCAUGGAAUGAAGUUGAUGCUGAUGGCUGCACCCCACUUACGAUUCUGACGAAAUGCAUCCCUUAUAUUAAAAGACGUAGACCUGUUCUCUUUGUGAGACUUUCGAGAAUCUGCACUUCACGCCAAAACAAAAUUAAUCAUCAGUUAAUUUAUACUUUUAUGACAAAAGGCUCACAUUCCUCUAAGACGACUCAAACCAUUUCAUUCCUGCUCAUCUAACUUUUCAGUUAUUUCUCAGUUGGACCCGAAAGAACAAGGGCUUGGCAGUGUAUUGACAGUUGCAUACAUCCUUGGCUUUAACUUUGCUGGGGCUGCAAUUGGUACCGCCAUGGCUGCAUUAAUUAAACCAGGUUCGUCCAUUUUCUUUAGAACUGCUGUCUGUUUACACGUGUCUAUUCAUAUUCACCAUUAUCCUGGAAACAAAAAAAACCUGUUUAAUCUUUACUCAACUGAGGUCGGCUGUACAAAAUUCCCUAAAUUACUUUCAUGCAAAUGCAUUCUUGGGAUGUAAUUUUAGGGUUUUGCUUAAAUAUGUCCCAUACAGCAAGCAUUCGUGUGGUCACAUGACUUUCAUCCUUCGGGAUAAUUUCACAUAGUGAGAAGAAAUCCGAAAACCGGGGAACGUUACCGACGAAAUAGGCAUGCCGGUUCGAUCCCUUCUUGCUUCGGAAGGGACUGAGAUGGAAAUCGAAACCAACACGCACUUGUUCGUGUUCAACCCUGCUGUCAGGAUAGAUCGUUCAACGCAUUCCUUAUGUUUAUUUCUUAACACCCACGUGAUCCUCGCAAAACUAGCAAACUGAAAGUUCACCAGUUUUAUACGAGAGGUUUGCAAUGACUGAAAAUGAGAAGACAGAGCUUAAGCUCGACCAUACGACGCACAAAGUAGAUAUUUAUUCCACUGAAGUCAAUGUUAUUUGUCAACAUAAUUAGAUCUCUACUUACCCCUCUCAAAUUUAUCUGGGCUGUAAUUACUCUGAAACAAAAUUAAAAUCAAGUUGUCCCACAGCGCACACUUAUUUGGCCGCGCUAAGACUAAAAGGGACUAUAGAUACGAGUUCACAUACUCAUGCGGCACGCUAUGGAUGUUGACCUUCUUACUGCUUCAGACACCGUGCUUAACCCCCGGAAGAAGAUGACCGAAGGGCCUGGGUAGUCUGCUGGUACAUGGGGAGAGAUAGUGAGGUCACCAAUGAGGAAUGAACCCACAUGACAAGUGGGCACAUCCGUCACUAUUGUAACUCCGACGCGCUUGAGUAUAUCACAACACGCCGAAAGUCGUGCGACCAAUAUCCUGCAGGGUUAAUGAAAGUUGCUAAAUGAGUCUUCAAUGCACAAGGCAAUGCGGAUUACCACGGGCAUAAAAUAAAUUACUUCUUGUGGCAGGAUAGUGGUCUGUGGUUGAAAUUAUAUACGCGCAUCUGUGCAAACUAUACCUACGCAAUUACUGCACUUAGUUUGCAUUGUUUCUAGCUAACAAAUGAUACGAAUAUGAUUAAAUUGUCCGUUAAAACUAUUUCCUUAAAAUGGAGGCUGGCUGUGACGGAGCAGGUGUACCUGGUUGAGCCAAUUAUGCAUAUCCCGGGUUCUGAAGACACCUUUACUGAGACAGAACUCGCGCUGUUGGCGCCUGCUCGUCCAAGGAUUGUCCAUAAUUUCCGAAAGUCCUUUACUGAAACAUACAUUAAUCGUCAUAUCAAUUUGAAUGCUGCAUUUAAUAAAGGUCGUGGAGAGAUGGGGGAUUCGGCAGUCAAUAUUAACGCGCAGAUAGCUAGCAGUGAAGGGCCUGUAACACAAACGCAGACGGUUACAUAAUUACAACUACACGGAGAUUGCUUGGAGCAUUUGAUGAAAGUUAAGUACCGAACAGAAACGCAGCUUUAAAACAACAUAUGGUUAGAUUUACCGCCUUUAUGAGUAACAAAUUUGCUUUCACCUGAAAUUCAAGCAGUGUCUGUCUUUCAACAUACAUAUCAACGUCUUUUAAAAUGUCAUAAGUUUUCAUAACGAAGUAAGAAGAAUACGUAAUAUGUGUCUAGGAUGUAAUUUGAAAGCCUUAGGCCAAAUCGAAGGUAUUUGUUGUAUUCCAAAAUAUACAGGACUUAACUGACCUUUCUGAAACCUAAAUAUUCCUUGAUAAAAGUGCGCGUGAAGGUAAUGAAUGGGGCUUUUAUGAAUCUCUUGUGAACAGUUGAUAAAAUGUAUCGAGUAAUUGGAAAUUGACAGUAAAUGUGUACGUUAAAUAAGCAUUAGUAUAUAUUCAACUUCCUUUUACUCAGUCACUUGUAUAUUUGCCCUGGAAAAAAACAGCCCUCCGAAGGGGACAAACUAACCUGAAAGCUACAUAUCAUUAUAAUCAUAUUUACAGUCCCAAUUAAACCCAUUUUCCUAAUUGAUGAUCAAUUUCAGUGUUGUAAUGCAUAUUUUGAAAACACCUACACUUUCUUCAUUUUUGUGACCCUAAGAUAUAUGAAAGAAGGCUUUAGAAGACUAUCCCAAUAGUCAUCGUAGAAGAUAUUAACGUGUGCUGUGCAGAGUCAAGAUGGGCAAAGGAUAGCUCCGUUCGAGUGUCCCAUCUCUGAGGAUUUCUUAGUUUCCCAUAGCCAAUUUGAAGGUGUAGUUUUCACGUUAGCAAACAAAGUACCAGGAUACAAUUCUUUACUUUCAACUACACAGUUUAUAUUUGCUAACAGGCGUUGGCGUAAACAUGACAACAUCUUCAACGGAGAUUCAGGACCCAGGACUGACACUUACAACAUCGGACGUGUUUUCUGACCUCCUUCUGUAAGUCCUGAUGCAGGAGGCACAAUUAAACUGGCAGCGAUUUUGACGUGUGUUUGCGUUAUCGUGUCAAAAUUGACAAAUCCUUUUUAAGGUAUCAUCAAGGAGUAUAAAAAGUCAGAAUAGCCAACUAACAUGCCGGUGUUUUCUGCGUUUUAACUUUCCCAGGAACAUGUUCCCAAACAACAUUGUUGGAAUGUGCCUUUAUCAGGUAAGUGAGAAAAUUUUGAGAACAAGCAUUUGCUAGACCUCCUGUAGUAUUUUCUCUUGCAAGAACGUUUUAAAUCUUAAUGAUCGUCUGUUUAUGAUUAAAAGCAUCUGUCAGGGAUUUCAUAAUGUCAGAGGUGAAUAGCAAUCUGAUUAGAAGUUCUCUGUCUGCGAACUGACCAAUCUGCUUGAACUUUUAGACGAAAACGGAAUAUUUCUGGAAAUAUCCAAAUAAAACAGAAAGAUAUUCUGAAAAGGUUAACGAAUACUCCACUGAUCUGAUAGGUACGUAUUUCACAUAUUCAUUUUUAAAACGGGGUUGUAAUUUUUUGUUUUUUCCUGUAUUUCGUUCAUGUUGUAGAUGUGCAACUAGCCUUUUCGGUUCAAUUUAUUUUAGGGUAAUAAACAAUAUCCAUGAAAACCUGUAGAAAGAGAUAACCAAAGAAAAUUUACUAGACGCUCAAACACAAUGGAAUGCACAAGUGAAAGGGAACAAAGUUACUCAAAUUUUUGAUUGCUGUUUAUAUAUUAAUGAAAUAGUGCACGCUGGACCAUCAACCGUCUUCGAUGAGCCUAUCACCUGAGCUUAGUAAAAGCACGCGCCUGCCGUUAACCAUGUUCCUUUGAAUAAAAAAAUGUAACUCGUACAACGUUUACCUGACAAAAACACCUGACGAAAUAUGUUUAUGAAACAUGUUCCGUGCUCUAGAUCUUGGAUUGAGUAAAUGCACUCUCACUGCUCCGUCAUUUCUUUUAUAAUGUCGCCACUGCGGUGGUCGCUUUUGUAGCGCAAUAAGUAUUGAGGAGUUAAUCACCCAGUGAGGCUCUAAAUGCAAAGAUCUAUUAAGAUGAAAAAUGGGAUUUGUUGUCAAAUUAUUAACCCAUUCUCGAAAGGAUUGCUUUUACGCGCAUUUUCGAAAUAUAUAUCUAAUGUGUCUUUUAAUCUAUCAGGUGUCCUUCUUACGUGCAUCGCAUUUGGUCUGGCGGCAAGAAAAGCCGGGGAAGCUGGGAAGCCCUUUUUGGACUUCUUUCAGUCCCUCUCCGAGGUCGUUCUCAAACUCGUGCGAGUGUUUUUGCAGUGAGUCCGAUUUAUGGUCGCAGAUAAUAAAUAACUACACUAACAGUUCAAUGGAUACCCUUAUCCUUUGGAAAAUAUUCAAAUAAAAUAAUGCAAAACAUUCAAACACAACACAUGAUGAGCAGCGCAAUUUCAUCUGUUCAGGUGCACACCCGUCGGAGUUGCUUUCAUGAUCGCCGCCGCCAUACUGAAUGUCAGCGAUAUUGCAUCAGCCUUUGCAGCACUGGGAAUGUUUGUCCUUACGGUGACGGCAGGUAUCGGUGUCCUGUUUUUCCUGUGCCUGAUCGUGUAUGGGGCAGUGGCUCUUCGUAAUCCCUUUGGCUUCCUACGCAAUAUUGCAAAGGCCUGGUUCAUCAGCUUUGCAACAACCAGCCCGUAAGCACACAUAAAAUGUAUGCCAUCAUCUGCAUUACUUUUACAAAUCGACAUAUCUUAUCACUGAUCUUCAGAAUUGCACUUAUCGCUCCACAUCUUCCGCUAAGAGGUUCUUGUUUCAGGAGGAAGUUCAGCUCUUUCACUCCAUAACCCUUACCUCAGUUCACUAAACCGGGAAAUUCAUUGUGUGUCUAUGUACUCGGGUAGAAGGUGAAGAGCGAAACCAAGUUUUAAUGAUGGGUUAACGCUUAUCUUGGUUUUAUUUUAAACGUAAUCAUAAAUUUGCUGACAAAUUCAAGUCAGGUAUUGCCUAUGCGUCGUCUCCUAGUCAUGAAAACGAGUACAUUAGGCGGGCUAGAAGUGACAUGAUCACGAAAGCAACGGUUUCGAGUUUUCAGUCGACUUUCCGUCGAUAGAACAUGCUGGUGUUUAAUUUCCUCCUUCAUAUAAGGGUAAAAAACUUCCCAUAGCAGUCACAGACCUGAAAAAUAGUGACCAAGGAACUAAAAGCGCCCAAGCAGAUUAAAAACAUAAUCAGAUUUUCAGCAGUCCCGUUGCGAACUCCUGAAGAACAGACUCAUCGUUACCUCCUAGGCUCUAAAAGCAUGUAUGGAGGAUAUCGCAUGCAAUUUGCCAGUAACUGCGUCUGAGUGUACUAACAUGUCUUCAUAUAACGAUGUCAAUCACUGUAACAGGGUAUAUAGGUUUUAACAUUAGAAUGUGAUCAUAUUAAAUUUGGGAGCUUACAUUAAGUGUGCUAAAUCAUGAAAUGCUGACCGAAAUUCCGAACUGCGCUUCCGCUUCGAAUAGAAUCCCUAAGCAGGGUUUUAAAAUUAGUCCUCAUGCGGCAUAAUUCUUUAAAAUCCGGUUAACUCGGGAUGCUGGUUUUACGAACGAACAUCUUUUCGGCUGCGUGCAAAAGGCACACUCUGUCUAAAUGGCUACAUAAGUAGCAUAAAAUUUUCUCAUUGUUUUUCAAUGACCUUAAAAACGUAGUCAUAUUUCAUGAAAACAAUCACAAAAGUACUUACUUUCCACUCAAGCAGUGGAAAAUAACGUCUGCUUCCAAUUUUAUACCUGACAACAUGGUAUAAUUGGGUUUUAAAAGUUCCUGAUUGUGAGCUUUUUAAAUACCGUAAAAUGCCCGUUCAUAAAACAUCUUGUCUCUACAUUUGUCAAUACUGCUUGUGAAGUUUACCAUAUGGUUCAAAUCCACUGCUACGUCUUAUGAACCGUAUUUGACCUCCUCUUAAUGUCGUAGAGAAAUUUAUGGUUUAGCAUGCACAGGAAAUAUAUAUUUUGUAGUUUAGAAGUCCUGAAUGUUCGUGUAACGGCAAGUCGGGUUCAACAUUACUCGGGAAUUGGAAAAGGUUUUGAAAACCGAAUUAUACCACCUCAUCAAGUAUAAAAUUGGAAAAAAAACGCAAAUUCCUUUCGAAUGAGCAAGAGGCUGAAUAUUCUUACGCAUUUUUUCCAUGAAAUAUGAUUGCGUCUUUAAGGGCAUUGAAAAUCAUUGAGACAAAUUUAUGCUACUUAUUUAGUCAUUUUUUACAGUAUGCUCUGCGAUGAUGGGUUCGAGUGAGAACCCGAAACGUCAGGCCAAUAAACUUCUUGUCCCAGUGAUCGCAUCUUCAUCUUCUGAGCAUGCUUUUUACAUGCAGACGAAACAAUUUUCGUUCGAAAGCCAGCAUUUGGAGAUAACUGGAUUUUUAUAGAAUUAUGCUGUGUGGUGAUUACUUUUAAAAUCCUGCUUGAGGAAUAUAUCCAAAACAAAGGCACAUUUCGCAAUUUCGGUUAAGAUUUCAUGAGUUAGCACACCUACUGUAGGUAAAUGAGUUUCAUUUACAAUGCUGGACAGAAAAUUGAGCCUUCUGCUUGUGUUUGGCAAUACCACGUAUGAUGUACGAUUCACUAAGGGUGUUCAAAAAAGACAGAUGUUCUAUUUCCCAUGCGCUGGAGAUCACGAAUCACCUUUUUUAUUUUGGUCUGUCUGCUGUGUUUAGGAUCGUAUCACUACCAGAAAUGUUUGAAGGCUGUGAUCAGUACGGUGUGGACCAGUCCAUCUCGAGAUUCAGCUGUCCUCUCAUGACGGCUCUCAAGGCAGACGGUCCAGCGGUCUUUAUCAGCAGUGCCGCCGUCUUCGUUGCACAAACGGAAACAGAACUGCCAUCAGCUGGGACACUAGUAGUCAUCUGGUGAGUCUGCUUUGUGUGAUUUUAGGUUUGAAACGAAAUCAGAUUGACUCAGCAGUAGCUUUCCUUAGGCUUCCGUACAAAUUAUGAAAGUCUGGAACUCAGAAUGAAGCAAUUGUAAAAUUGACGCUGCUCGCAUCUCGCCCAUCUGAGAUUGUUCGAAUCGCAGAACGUUAAUUAGUGGCCUUUUACCCAUAAGAACAAAGUCCUUCCAAACCCUGGACGCGUACCUUCUGGGAUUUUGCCGUCGUUAUCAGAUUACACCACAGGAAAAUUUUAAAAGUGCUCCAUUACCCCGCUCACACUCAGUCUGCACUGUCGUGCGUAUCUGCCAGGUCACAGUCAGUAGCUUUGUUUUGAUGAGAAUAUUUACCUUUGCCGUUCUUUAAAUUAUGGUCCUACAACCGGUUUUAAAUGUUUUAACACUUACUAUAACCGGCUUUUCUCGAUUCAGCGGUAGCACUUCUGAUUCUCAGAACUCGACCAGCUGGAGAGCUCCAGCUGACUAAAUAGUGUCCUUUCAAUCUCUCUGUCAGCCGUAGGAUUGCUGCCUACAUUUAUUGCACGAGUAUGUGGGGGGGAUUACCAGCACUUUUCAAGCAAAGCCAAAGACCUACCUGCUCCUUCCCAGCGUGAUCCUCGGUAACAAGACCUUGGUAGAUUAAAGGCUUAACGGACAGAUUGCGUGGACGCCAUCUGUGCGGGAGCGCAUCCGAACGGCGGGUAAUCAACACUAACAGGAUUUAAGGCAACAACACAGUUGCUGUCCGAAGGUUUUAUCAAGUAUGCAGUUUGUGUUACUCAGACACACUUUCACGUCACGCCACUGCCAAUUGGUGAACGUCGUAAGAUCUUGCGAUGGCUCAAUGUGGUGACUGAAGGACACGCGGUGCGGCCGUUCUAAGUCGGGACGGCAGAUUCAAUUUGACCGUAGUCGACUUUGUGGGGACCUCUUUAAUAUGAGAUACCGUGAUGCUAACAUUCGCCGCAUAAGCUGAUUCGUGAAGCGCAAUGACGUCACUACCGCAAAAGAUGACUCUGGGCUUUUUAGGCUUUAAACGGAAUUCAGCCAGCUGGAAAUGUAAAAAUAUACAGUCGAAAUUCCCCCCGUUUAUCCUCACAAGCUGCCAGACUAUACAGGGCCAGAGAAAGAAACAUACGCUUUAUUUUGAAAGUAUGAUUCCACAGUUAUCAGUGAAACGUCCUCCAUUCAUUGGGGCCAGGAUAAAAGAAAGGAGACAAGAAAAGGGCCAAUGGGUCUGCGUACUUAUUAUGGGGACUAUCCGAGCCCUAUUUUUGCAUUCCAAUCUCCUUACAAGUAAGAUGUCAUGUCAGAAAUGGUAUAACGAAACGUUGGUUUGCAGAUGUACGGCAAGAGAUAUGCGGGAAACCACGGCUCAUGGCAUGGAAAGAUCUGGCGACAAUUAAUUCAGGAGAUGGGCAAUAUCAUCCAGAAUUUGAUUAGAAAAUUGUUUGACCGUCCCAAAACAUAGUUGUAAUAAGAUAUCAGCUAAAACGGUAUACGAUACACCGGCAGCAGAAGAAAGCAUUCGGAGGACACGGCUUAAAGUCAGAACAUACUCUUUAGACAAAGUGGAAAAGAGUAAUCGGAGAACAAUGAAGAAUGAUAGGGAGAAUGCAGUCAACCAUAAAUCCUUAUAUUGACGAUUAAGAAGUAUGGCAUGAACGUAAGCGACGAAUGCAACAAACAGGUUUACAGAUUUUAGUGAAAAGAGUUUUAACACUAAGGGGAAAAUGGGCGAUUUGAAGAUGGAGUAGCAACGAGAUACUGGGAAGAUGAUGUUUCAUUGGAAAGAAUUCCGAGGGAUUCAGGAGUGGGGGAGGGUCGCAACCGGAAUACAUAUUGGGUGGAUUUUUGAUCGUUAGGCGAAAGGCCAUUUUCCAACGACCGUACAGAGACAUCAUCUAAGCCAUCCUUCAGAGAUGGAGGUGAGUCUGGUUUCUAAUUGGAUGACCAACAACCAUAUCGUCAGGGGGUUUGGCGUUUAAGUAGUCGUUGGGUGAUUUCAGGCUCUCAGUGUGAACUGAGAGGAGGUGCGGGAUCAGAGGGAACCUCGAAGGACUCUGCAGUUAGUUAGAAGGAGCAGUAAGCUCCCGCCUGAAAAGCUGAGGGCGAAGGCAAAAUAAUCUUCAAGUCAGGAAAUAAUCUAUCCAGGGGAGCCACAGACAGAUGUUAUGCUGAAGAGGAGAUGGCGCCGGACUGUGUUGAACGCAGAAGAGUAGUCGAGAAAUGCACCUGGACUCGCAUGACAACACUUUCCACCUUUCUUGAAGCGGAGUGACCCAGAAGAACAACAGCGUGCAAGGUUCUAUGCCCAGCUUUAUAUGCAAAUUGAGAAAGGUCGAAAAAGUGGAGGGAAAAGACACAGUGACAUUUAUCGCAGGAGCAUUCAUGUUCGUACGCUUGUUUUUAUAAGUAAACAGUUAAUUCAGGAAAGCCGACAAAGAGGAAACUUCCACAGACGAAGUAGAAGCACAACUAACAGACUGCUUGCGCAGACUCCAAGCGAUCGCGAACUCGAAAACCUCCGCCCAGUAGGCACACACAUCCCUCGAUUGUAUGGUCUACGGAAGAUCCGCAAGAGCGGCCUACCAGUCCGUCCAAUCUUGGACAUGCCCCACUUUCCCUAUCAUGCAAUAGCGGAGUAGUUAACAGAGAAACUCAAACCUCUGCAGUAUCAACUGGCACCAAAUAGCUGUCGGGACACCUUCGAAUUCAUCGAGAAGGUUGAAAACCUAAACUUAACCGGUAUGGUGAUGUUUUCACUUGAUGUCUUAUCACUCUUCACAAACGUUCCGGUCACGGAGACAGUUGAGUACAUAUGUUAAUACCUGUCAACCAAUCACCAUGACAUAGGUAUUUCGACGACCGCACUUAAGGAACUAAUACUAAAAUGCACACAAAAUGUGCAGUUCCUUUUUGAAAACCAAAUAUAUAGACAAAUAGACGUAGUUGCUAUGGGAUCGCCUGCUGAUCCUCUCCUAGCCGAUAUCUUCAUGGACAAGCUGGAGAAGUGUCAGUUAAACGAUCAAAUCAAUAAGCUAAGGCACUACGGUCGCUACGUUGAUGACAUCUUUGCAAUUGCCACCAGAGAAACCGGCAUAACCAUCCUCUUGUAUACUGUAAAUCAAGCACAUCCGUCGAUCAGUUUUAUGUUGGAGGUGGAAAGGGCAGGUUCCCUGUCUAUUCUAGACGUGCUUCUAAGCAGGAGAGCAGACGGCAACAUCCGAAGAACCAUCUAUCGUAAGAACACCUGGUCUGGACAAUAUACGAAUUUCUACAGUUUCGUACCCCUUCAAAAAAACAUAUUCUGGUCCGCUGGUUGGCGCAAAGGCGUAGAAAAAUCUGUUCAGCAGAUAGUGUUGAUGAAGAACUUAGAAGAAUCCAGGACCUGUUUCGCGAGAACGGGUAUCCUGACAGAUUUAUUGUGUGGAAUCUCGCCGAAUGACCAGCAAAACUCAUUAUACCGACCGCCGAAAAGAAAAUUCUGUUCCUUAAGGUCCCCUUUCAAGGGGACGCAGCGAGUGAGCUUCUGUGAUGGCGUCUUGACCAAGCCGUUUCACGGACCUUCCGGGCAGCAAGAGUUCCAGCGUUGUUUUCGACCAACUCCGUCUUAAGCGGGGAAGGUAAGGAUAGACUACCACCAUGUGCAGUUACUCCUUUACUUGCUCCUGUGGAGCAGGCGUCCAUCCGCAUGAAUACGAGAACACGUGCCGGCAUGGCUGACGAAUGGGGAAGUUAAGGGCAUACACAGCUCCAUCCUCGCACACAUGGUUGAGUCUGGGCGUCGUGUGGAACCCGACGAAGUCUUCCGUGUAAUUUACAAGGUCACGCCCAAUUGCCCUAGGCGACUGAGCCAGCGCCUACUAGCAACAGCAGAGGCAACUACCAUCAGGCCACGGAGGCCGGUCCUGUGCGCGCAGAAGAACCUCUUGCACGCUGCGCGUCUUCCGUGGGCCAGGAUCGACAAACUGAAUGCAGGUCUCCGCACACCCACCUCCUUCCCUCCCCCCCUUGUGACACCGCUCAACCUAACCCUCACUGUCACUGACUGCCUCCUCUCCUCCCCUCUCUCCCCCACUCUAUUCACAUAUCCCGCUCGUAUGAACGGACGAACCAUAAUCGAUUGUACUUAUCACUCGCAUGCUCCGUUUGUACCUCGUCCCUGUAUAGAUGUACAGGCCGAUUAUAAUUUACCGACAGCACCCGUAAGCUCGCCGCAUACUCUUCCAAACAGUUAAUGGUUAGGGAAUCUGGUAAGAAUGGCUUAGUGACAUCUAUGGAGUAUGCAAUCGAACGGAAAGAUUCCGAACCAAAAUUAAUAGGCGUGUUAGAUAUGGAGAUAAUAUGUACCGUGUGACGAGCCCAAUAUAUCUUUAACUCUAUGAAGGACCUGUUAAUUAUAUGUGUCAAACGACAUGCAAUCUAAGAAGAACAGGAUCCAAGAAAAAAGGUGUGACUUAUCUGACCCGUUGUCAGAGAAACAGGGCAAAAAUAUGUGGUGAAAUCGAAGCGUCGAUUGAUAUCAAAACAUGCGUCAUCACUGUCGUUGACCACAAACAUUUAGGCCAUGUUUUCUUAUUCUAAACACCGGAUUAGGAGUAAAAUAAUAAUUUCCUAUCUUACCAGGCUUCUAACGUCUGUCUCUGCGCUGGCGAUCCCGCAAAUCCCAAGCGCCAGCAUAAUCAUCACAAUGACCAUCCUCUCUUCGGCCGGUGUCUCAACGGCAAACACGGCCUACCUUUACGCCGUCGACUGGCUUUUGUAAGAAAAAUUGACCUCAUGGCUAGUUUUUAUGCCUGUUCGAACUAAUUACCCAUGUUUUACUCGAAAGCACCUGAUAUGAAAGAUGAGCAGCGUACAUCCCAGAAUUCAUAUUAUUGCUGGAGGGUAGAGCAGUUUUAGUGAGAUAGGUUUGCUAGCGACUGUUGUGAGAACUAAAAAAAUAUAAAAAUUUGGCCAACUCGAAAUUCCUAACUGGCUAACAGCGAUAUAAAAUGCAGUAACUGAUUUUAUUUGAUCUCAGGUUUAAUAUAAGUGGUAGACAUUUUCGACAACUGUUGAAAACUCAUCCAAACUCAGCAUCGUCCAGUUAAUGUGGGUGACUGGCCAUUGUGGCCCCUUUGCAGUCUCACACGACCGCUACGUAGCCAAUGUAAAUGCAUACUUGACCACGUCAACCCAGCAUACUAUGUGUUUACCUUUUACUAGUAAUCUUGCGUGGUCCAGUUUUACAUGAUUUCCAUUCGCUUCGUUAAUGCGUGAUUUUAUCAAAAUGACUAACACACGACUUAGAGCUUUUUGUUUGCAUUCCCAGUUUUUUGAGUUUAUUAGCCCCCACCAUCUGUAACUCAAUCUGUUGCAUAAGGUCCCGAUGACAAGAGAGGCUGCGUACUCUCAAGUUUGGCUUGAUCUUGUAAAUGUUGUUAGUUGAGUGCACGCCAAUAGUAUAAUGCCGGUGCGGGUAGAAUGAUGCCCGGCGCAUGUCGAAAUAUCUUUUUAUUGAUUUUGCAUAUUUGCCGACUGCGAAGGACUCAGAUUCCCCAGCGUUCCUUCUGUGCGUUCUGAUAGAUACUCCAGUUUUGAAAUUAAAACUUUUACUUUUACUAAGAAAUUGAUCGCUAACUUGGGUAAAUUUGUUUAUCGGAAAUUUUUAGACUAAGUCCAAACCCCUCGCAGCUCUGUCAAACAGCGGCAGAAUGUCGGUGAAACUCGUGUAGGGACUUUUGGCUAGUACCUGUUCUGACAGUUAUGGUAUAUCGUACAACCCAUGCAUAUUUGGCCUUCCUGUCAUUAGGAGACAGAAUAUACGUUCAAAUUCGUCCUAAUUGUUUCAGAAAUUUCUUCAAUCUUAGACCGGUUUAGUAAAUCUAUUAAAAAAUGAAAUUCGAAAUUUUUACCUGAAAUGAAAGUUUGGCCAGACAAUAGGUCCAGUAGUCACCCCAAAUCCUCUUUAGUUCUCCUCAGUAUCUCUUUAGCAACAAUUGGUUCACACCAUUCAGCCACCUAGGAAAGCUCAAGAUUUGAACUCCAUCGUAAAGCGGACGCUACUCACGCAUGAACAAAUUAAUCCAUGCACCGCUUCAGUCAAAAAGCCAAAUAAAGAUAUUUUUGAAGAGUCGGUUUGACAAAUAUAUGUGCCAUAACUUCGCUGGAGAUGUCACGUUCACUGUUCAUUGACUGCGCCUCAAGCUUCAGUUAGCAAAGCGUCUGAUCUAGCCGUUAUCGACGAAGUAAACAUUGUGAUAGGAGCUUUAUCCGGAGUUCGGCUUUGACGUAUUGCAGUGAGUGCUUUUCUUGUAUAUAUGUAUAUGUAUGUAUAUAUGUAUGUAGAUUCAUGUAGAUUCACUUAGAAGGUAUUUGGUAAUUCCUGCUGUAGUUUAUAGUCAUUUAAACGUUAAAACUUUUCAGAAUUCGCAUGUUUGUAGGCUAUGGUUCGUCUGUCUUGUUUCUAAAGGUCCGGUGGAAGUCAAUUAGUCUUAUUUUUCACAUAAGAAAAAGUAAAUCCCCGUCGAUAACAAUUCAACUUGAGUCCCAAUAGUAAAUUUUGCUCCCGGGUGCAUUCACGACACCCUAAAGCGAUUGCAAAUACGCGUGUUGAUAUUUCAGCAACUUGCAAAAAACUAGUAUUAAGGAUCCGCUUGAUAAUCGAUACGGCGAAGUGGAGGACACAUUUAAAAUAAAUGAUAUUAUGGAAUUAUUCAGCAUUUGACAAGGAAACGAUUUACUUUCCAUAGGUAAACCGACGAUAAAUCAAGGCAAAUUCAGAAGGACCUCUUUUGUUCGGGCCGUUCCGGAAGCUGUGUUGAGGAAAACUGUGUCUGUUUUAUUCCAAAAUUGUCGACUAUAAGUACUGUGCCUCUAAGUUGACGUUUCUUUCAUCCACAAUAGCAGCACGUCGGAAGGUGUUCAAAGACCUCUUCUGGUUCCCACAGUCUGGCCGAAAAAUUGCUAUAGCAAUUAUCAAUCCCCUUUUUUAAAAUGAUGGGCCUGAAUUUCAGUGUGUUUUCCAUUAGAAAGCAUUGGUUAGUUGGAGUUGUGAUACUGAUCAUCCUGUGGGAUAAUUUCAAGAGAUUUCUGUCACGCCAGGAUGUCAGCUCUAGAAUGAGCUCAUUUACGGCCGCCUGCACAAAAAGUAGCUUAAAGCACUGGUAUUCUUACCAAGGUCACGAUACGGCAGUAAGAGUCCACGGUUUUGCCACUGUCUUACCCUCAAUUAUGAUUGCGUUGUGUAGUUCACAUGCUUGCUGUCAUAAAUACGACUCCAAUGAAGACGUGAAUUUUCACGAGGAAGCAUACUUCAAUACCAACUGCUCAGUGUUUGCCUUGCCAUGUGCUACUAUUCCCUGCGGAACUCUUAGCCGACUAACGGCUAGUAGCCUCAACGAACCUUUUUAUCUACUAGUUACGAUAUAAAAUGCAGUGACUGAUAUUCUCUAAUCCCAGGUUUAAUGCACGCAGAAGGCAUCUCUGUUGACUGUUAAUGACAUAUCCAAACUCUGCGCCGUCCGACUAAUGUGGGCUACUGACCUGUGUGGCCCCUUUGCAGUCUUACACGACAGCUACGUAUCAAAUGAAGAUGCAUAUCUGACCACUUCAACCCAGGAUAUUAUGUGCUUACCUUUUACUAGUACUCUUGCGUGGUUCAGUUUUACAUGACUACCAUUCGUUUCCCAAAUGAAUGAUAUUAUCAACAUGACUAACACACUACCUAGGGCCUGUUGUUUGCUUUCCAGUUUUUUGAGUUUAUUAGCACCCACCACCUGUGACUCAAUCUGUUGCAUAAGGUCCCGAUGACAAGAGAGGCUACGUACUCUCUAUUUUACCGUGAUACCUCAAAAGAUGUUUGUUGAUUAACCAAUACUGCAAUGCGGGUGUUGGUAGAAUGUUCACCGGCGCAUGUCGAAAUAACUUUUUAUUAAUUUUGUAUAUUCAUCGACAGAAGUAGGGAUCUAGCACGUAGUAAUCUCUGGUGUAAUUAGUAUACAAAAAUAUGCAAUAGUUGUACUGAUGCUCAGAGUAGCUUUAAUUGCUAUAUAGGUACAUAUAAAUGAUAUGAUCUGUAUUGAAAUUUUAUGAAUAUGUUCAGUUUUCCACCUCAAAUAAAAAUAUGAUUUUUUCUAAUUUUACAGAAGGUUUGUCACUUAACGCCAUUUACCGGUUGGGCUUAAGUUACUUAAAUAAAAAUAAUAGUUUUGCGACGACAAACAUGUAAACUGCGCACCAGUUGAGAACGCGAAAUAAGAAAUUAACCCAUACUGUUUAAACGACUUCGCUCCAACAUUGCUUAACAGAAAACCUUUAAAUUUAAAUUUGGACCACUUAUUCUGACUUAUUCUGCCUUAUUCUUUUUUUUAUUCUCUGCUUAAUUGACCAUGGCAGUUUCUUAUACUGCGUUUUUUAAACGUACGGCUGCUAAAAUGCAUACGAUUUAAAUGGUCGACUUUGGCAGUCUUGUAUAAGCUCUAAAGGGCCAAGUAAAUCUGUUUGGUAUUUUGAAAUAUUCAGCAACCAGUAAGCUACCAAAACCCGGAACAAAUCUUUUCCUGAGAUAUUCAUGACAUGCUGACACUGAAGUGCAUAAAAGGACUCAAGUAACUACUCGGAUGCAAAAAUUUCAUCGACCAUGCUGUUGCUUGCAUCCCGCAAGAGAUAUUCCCAAAUUUAAACCCAUAGAUCAAGUGACAAAGAGCUGUCCGCACCAAAGACUAAGCAUUCCUGACAAUAGUUUAAACUCUACGCUACCCGCCGAAAUUUAUCUCAAUAUAGUGGUCUGUCGACCCACUUGAAUAUAUAAAAACAUAUAUUACAUACGAGGGAAUUUAAUAAACUCGGUCUGGGAAAGUGAACGAAUCAAAACAAAAAUCACAACCCGUGGUUCACAGGCAAAUUGUCGUUGAAUAUUUUAGGGCAAAGGAAGCCUUAGUUCACUUGUGGACACGCCUUAGGCGGUACCACACGUAAAUUGCCUAAGUAGAAAUUAAUUUCCCCUAAAAAGCUAAAUGCUCUAAAUUGUUUUUUUCUUUUUCUUGCAAAGGGAUCGUUUUCGUGCGGGUGCAGCGACAAUCUACACGAUGUACGGGGUUUCAGUGGUCGACAGCAUAGCCAAGCGACGGAAGAAGUCGCAGGAAAAGAUUGAAACAAUUUCAAAAAGGUCUUACAGUUUUGCCUGA